AAAUCUCACCCGCUCCUCAAAUACCCCCAAUUAAGUAUCAGUCGUUAGAUAACAUGUUCUUGUCUUCAACAUCACCUUCCCAUCUCACUCAACGCUGAUUUUUUAUUUUUCCCAAAUGAAUUUUGGGAUGAUGAAGAACGGGUCGUCUCUCACGGAGAAACCAUGGUUCUUGGUUUUGGCUCUGAUCGGCUUAAUCGGCGGCGCCUUUUACAUAUCCUCCGUCGCCCGGAACUCUAACAGCUUAUUGUGUUCCAUCUCGGCGGUUAAAGGCGGUGCGGCGGAGGAUUUUCAGGCCACGUCGACCCAGCUCAAGGCGAUACUCCACUACGCCACCACUCAUGUCGUCCCCCAGCAGUCACUAUCGGAGAUCCGAGUCACCUUCGAUGUGCUCAGAUCCUUAGGCCGGCCGAGCAACUUCCUCGUCUUCGGCCUCGGUCACGACUCGCUCAUGUGGGAAGCGAUCAAUCCCGGCGGUACCACUCUGUUCCUCGAGGAAGACCCUAAAUGGGUCCAAACAGUCCUCAAGGAUGCUCCUCAUCUUCAGGCUCACACGGUACAUUACCGGACACAUCUGAAAGAAGCGGACCGGCUUCUCUCUUGGUACCGGACGGAGCCAACGUGUUCGCCGGAGAGGGCUUACCUGCGUGACAACGACAAGUGCAAACUGGCUCUCCACAAUCUGCCAGAGAAUGUGUAUGAUAGGGAGUGGGAUCUGAUCAUGAUCGACGCUCCGAGGGGAUAUUUCGCGGAGGCGCCGGGGCGGAUGGCGGCAAUCUUCUCAGCGGCGGUAAUGGCGAGGAACAGGAAGGGAUCCGGUGUGACGCACGUCUUCUUGCACGAUGUUGAUCGGAAGGUCGAGAAGGUGUACGCGGAAGAGUUCCUGUGCAGGAAGUACAGGGUUGAUGCCGUCGGGAGGUUGUGGCACUUUAAGAUUCCGUCGGCGACGAACGAGACCCACCACAGUUCUCGGUUCUGCUAGAUUGCGCCGACCAUGACCACGAGAUUUUUCAGAAAAGCGGUGUUGCUAAUGCUCCCCAUCCACAGCUUCGGGGUUCGAUUAUUAUUAUAUUAUUAUUAUUUUUUUAAAUAUUCAGUAAUUUUGAAUUAUCGCACUAUUAUUAUUAUUAUUAUUAUAAUAUUUUCCUUUCAUAGGA
Molecule: messenger RNA, 1154 nt
Organism: Prosopis cineraria
Lineage: Eukaryota; Viridiplantae; Streptophyta; Magnoliopsida; Fabales; Fabaceae
Product: probable methyltransferase At1g27930
Exons: 2
Coding region: 116-979 (287 amino acids)
Biological process (GO): xylan biosynthetic process
Source: RefSeq, a predicted model, not a curated record